Monopterus albus (swamp eel) is the source of this 2822-nucleotide messenger RNA. RefSeq names its product ALG10 alpha-1,2-mannosyltransferase (gene alg10). Gene Ontology annotation, biological process: protein N-linked glycosylation; dolichol-linked oligosaccharide biosynthetic process. Gene Ontology annotation, cellular component: endoplasmic reticulum. Gene Ontology annotation, molecular function: dolichyl pyrophosphate Glc2Man9GlcNAc2 alpha-1,2-glucosyltransferase activity. The coding region runs from base 154 to 1578 and encodes 474 amino acids. The transcript has 3 exons. The record is from RefSeq and is a predicted model, not a curated record. NCBI's taxonomy places the organism in Eukaryota, Metazoa, Chordata, Actinopteri, Synbranchiformes, Synbranchidae.
UUUUCGUUUAUUGAUACUGUACAGUCUUCAUCCACUUUCUCUCAAAAUUGUGUGCUCAUUGGUUUAAAUAGGCGAAACUAGUCGUUAUGCGGUAUACACAGCAUUAUAACAGCUAACGUCAGACUGCAAUAACAUCGAGCUUCGUCUUCAAACAUGGAGAAAUAUGAAGGCUAUAUUUUCACUGCUCUCUGCAGCACCAACUUUUUGGUAUCCUGCCUGCUGUUCUCCAGAGUCACUCGGGAGCAAAGGGAGCCGUACAUGGACGAGCUUUUUCACGUUCCACAAGCUCAGAAAUACUGCCAUGGAAAAUUCAGCGAGUGGGACCCGAUGAUCACCACUCUCCCAGGCCUUUAUCUCGUCUCAGUGGGUGUGAUCAAGCCCGUGGUGUGGCUGGCUGACCUGACAGGCGAGGUGGUGUGCUCCACAGGCAUGUUACGCUUCAUCAACCUGCUCUUCAACUGCGGCAACCUCUACUUGCUCUAUCUUCUCCUCUGCAAACUGCACCUCAGGGAGAGGACACAUACAACCUCACGCAGAGUCCUCUCAGCACUGUCUCUGUCCACCUUCCCUGUGCUCUACUUCUUCAACUUCCUCUACUACACAGAUGCUGGAUCUACUUUUUUCAUCCUCUUUACCUAUCUCAUGGCACUCUAUGGGUGCCACAGAGCUUCAGCACUCCUUGGUGUCUGCUCUGUGCUCUUCCGCCAAACCAACAUCAUCUGGGUGGCCUUCUGCGCAGGCACUCUAGUGGCUGCCAAAAUGGAUGAGGCCUGGAGAGCAGAGCAUAUGAAAAAGAGGGAUGAGAAGUGUCCUCUAUCCCAGGCCCCUCUGUCGUUCAGUGGGGCAAAGAAAAUAAUGCUUUUCACCAUAGAAUUUCUCACUUCACCCAGUCAUGUAAAGGCGGUGCUGCUGGUGGCCUGGCCUUACGCAGUGGUUGGCGCUGGUUUCCUGGUGUUCAUGGUACUAAAUGAUGGGAUAGUGGUGGGUGACAGAACAAGUCAUGAGGCCUGCCUCAACUUUCCCCAGCUCUUCUAUUUCUUCUCCUUCACCCUCUUCUUCUCCCUCCCUGUCUCACUCUGUUACUACCGCAUCCUCCGCUUCUUGCAGGCUCUGAAAAAGCAACCCUUCUUCUUCCUCUUUAUCACUGGAGUCUCCUUGCUACUGGUGUGGAAGUUCACCUUUGUCCAUAAGUACCUCCUUGCAGAUAACCGCCAUUUCCCCUUCUAUGUGUGGAAAAAACUUUUCCAGAGGCAUGAGCUGGUGCGCUUCCUACUCAUCCCAACUUACAUCUUUGCUGGCUGGAGUUUUUUAGACUCUUUCAAGUCACGUUCACUCUUCUGGAGCUUGGCGUUCCUGGUGUGCCUUUUGGCUGCCACGGUCCCCCAGAAGUUACUGGAGUUCAGGUACUUUAUCGUCCCGUACCUGAUGUAUCGCCUGCACAUGCCUCUCCCCUCUCUUCCCAGACUUAUUGUGGAGUUCCUCCUGUACACAAUGGUCAAUGCUGCCACACUAUACAUCUUCAUCAACAAAACAUUCCACUGGCCAGACAGCACAACCACACAGAGGUUCAUGUGGUGAGGGGUGAGGGAAGUACUGAAGCUGGUAUCUGAUAUCAGGAGUUACAAGACUCAAAUGAGAUGUUGGCAUCAAAGGACAUUAAUUGCUACACAGUUAACUUAAUGUUUUUCAGCUUUGGUUGCAAAAUAAAGUGAUGGUAGGAGCUGCUGUAGGCUAGUGAAUAACAUGUUAUCUGGAGAUGUAACAUUUAUUUCUAGUUGAUUAGGGUGCAACCCAAAUUUCGUCUUUUUAAUGUUUUCAUACUAUCCUUCACAUGAAAAUGACAUUGACAAAGAACAGCUUUUGCUAUUGGACAAUACAUUGGCAGUAACAGCACUGUAAAAUCAUUGGUAGUGGUCUGAGUUAGAGAAGUUGCUGUAUAUAAAAGUUGUUUCUGCUGUUUUGGUUUUUGGUUGAAAUUUUGGUCCAUCUCUGAGGUGGAAAAAUGAUUGCACAAUUUUACAUUUUCUGCAGGGUUCUGGGAAUUGACAAGGUUGUGUGUGGUUUGUAAUGGUAAAUUGUUUGUAUUUCAAAUGUAAAUGCUGUAUGCAAUUCUAUAAAUCCAUAUUUCAAGGAACAGUUGUUGACAUGAGCUAUUAAUAUGAUUCAAGAGACCAAAAACAACAUAGAAUUUCUCCCAAGGGAGACAAUACGGGCACCUUGACCUUGAUAGCCAUAUUGUUUUUUUGUAAUGACUGAAAUGUUUGCAUUUUGCCAGUGAAGAACACAUUGGACCCACAGACAACUUUACAAAUUGUUAUGAGACUAAAUUGAAAAUAUCCAAAUGUUUUUCAUUUUUCACCUUGAAUUUACUUUGCCAAGCCAUAAGAAUCAACCAGAGGUGAUUCAUAAAAGUGUUAGUUUAAAUGCCUGUGUUUUCUGCCAUGAAUUUUAAUUGUUUUUUUUUUUUCUUUGUAGUUAAUUUUAAUAGAAGAUAUCAUCCUGCCUUCUGUGUUUCACCUUUGUGUGCUACUUUUGUUGUGCCGGAUUUAUGUGUUUGAUUGCAGUUAUUCUUCCUGUGUACAUAAAUGAGUUUCAAGUAUGAAGUUGAUCUCAGUCCCAUCAGGACAUGAUUAAAGGUUUGGUUUGAGUCAAAUGUGACACUGUUUUAUUAAGAGCAAGUCAUUAUGUCCAGAUUUUAUUUUGCCACUCUGUAUCGGUCUUGAUCCUGUUUGCUCAUUUUUCUGAUGCUUUGUAUUCCACAGUUAGUGUCCAUCCAGCUGCUCCACAGUGUUAUGUAAUUUGAAUAAAGUGACUCAUGCAGA